Anas platyrhynchos (mallard) is the source of this 2665-nucleotide messenger RNA. NCBI's taxonomy places the organism in Eukaryota, Metazoa, Chordata, Aves, Anseriformes, Anatidae. The record is from RefSeq and is a predicted model, not a curated record.
GAGGGAGGGCGCCCGCCCUUGGCGCCGCGCUGCUGCCGGGCGCCGCUUCCCGCGGAGGACUGCGGCAGACGGAGGGUGUCCGCCGCCCCGCCAUGGCGUCUGCAAGGCAAGUGCUUUGUCUGUGUGCUUUGCUGUGCGUGCCGCGCGUUCGCUGCGAGCCCAUCCGCUACUCCGUAGCCGAGGAGGGGGAGAGCGGCUCCGUGGUGGCCAACGUGGCGGAGGACGCGGGGCUGACGCCGGCGCAGCUGUCGGCUCGCCGGGCACGCAUUGCCUCCGCGGACGGCCGGCAGCAUUUUCGCUUAGAGCGCGCCACCGGCCGCCUCGUCCUGGCGGAGCGGCUCGAUCGCGAGGAGAUGUGCGGCCGCUCGCUUACCUGCACGCUCGCCUUCGAGCUCCUGCUGGAAAACCCGCUGCAGUUCUUUCGUGUCGAGGUGGCCGUGGAGGACGUCAACGACCACUCGCCGGUCUUUCCCGAGGAACGAGUCACUUUUAAGAUCUUGGAAACCAGCGACCCCGGAUUGCGUUUCCCCGUGGAGGCAGCUCAGGACCUGGACGUUGGCAGCAACAGUAUCCAGGCUUACACCAUCGCUCCUGAGAAUGGAUAUUUUAGUGUCUCUUUCGGGACUCACAGUGACGAUGACAAGUUUGUCGACUUGGUGUUAGAUCAAACACUAGACAGAGAGGAGCAGCCAGAGCUGCUUUUCAGUCUCAUUGCUACAGACGGUGGCUCUCCACCUAGGAGCGGGACCACCCAAAUCCACAUCGUAGUUCUGGACGUAAAUGACAACGCUCCUACCUUCACAAAGAAGUAUUACAUUGGGCGUGUUUUGGAAAAUGCCACAAUAGAUUCUGUGAUUCUCAGCGUUGUUGCAACAGAUCCAGACAUGGGACUGAAUGGUGACAUCUCCUAUAGGUUCAGCAAUGUUCCUGAGGACAGCCAGUCCACAUUCACAAUUGACAGUAUGAGUGGUGAAAUUCGAGUUGCAAAACCCCUGGACUUUGAGACCACACAGAAACAUGAGUUCAGUGUACGAGCAACUGAUGGUGGGGACCUCUCAGCACUCUGCAAGGUGUUGGUGGAGGUGGUGGAUGUGAACGACAAUGCACCAGAGGUGGUGGUUAGUUCCUUCAGCAGCCCCCUCCCCGAGAACAAGGAGUCUGGGACAGUGGUAGCUGUAUUUGCAGUGAGGGACCGAGAUUCUGGUGUGAAUGGGGAGAUCAGCUGUGCCCUUGAAGACCAGCUCUCCUUCUCCCUGAGGCCAGCCUAUAAGAAUUACUAUGAGUUAGUGACAGUGACCACGUUGGAUCGGGAGGAGACAUCUCAGUACCUUGUGGUCAUCACAGCGGCAGACGCAGGAUCGCCUCCUCUCACCACUACCCAGACCUUCACCGUGGACAUCUCCGAUGUCAAUGACAAUGCCCCUGUCUUCAACCAGACAUCGUACACCAUGUAUGUGCGAGAGAACAAUAUCCCUGGAGUGCUUGUUGGUGUUGUCAGUGCAGUGGACUCAGACACAGGACCCAAUGCCAAGGUGACUUAUUCCCUGAGGCCUGUGCACCCCACUGAGCGGGACCCCUGCUCUUGCAUCUCCGUGAACUCAGAGAACGGACAUGUGUUUGUGCUGAGUCCACUGGACUAUGAGCAGGUGAGGCAGCUUGAGGUGCUGGUGAGUGCCACCGAUGCGGGGUCCCCUCCCCUCAGCACCAACGUCACUGUCCGCCUCCUCGUGGUGGACGAGAACGACAAUGCCCCACUGGUGUUGCAUCCUGCACAAGACAGCAGCCCGCCAUCCAGUGAGCUGGUGCCAGCGUCGGCUGAGGUGGGGGACCUGGUCACCAAAGUGGUGGCUGUUGAUGCGGACUCUGGUCAGAACUCGUGGCUUUCCUUCCACCUGCUGAGGGCCACAGACCCCGGGCUGUUUGCUGUGGGUAGCCAAAAUGGGGAGGUGCGUCUGAGGAGGCCAGUGACAGAGAGGGAUGCCGUGAAGCAGAAGCUCGAGGUGCUGGUGCGUGACAAUGGGCGGCCACCUCUGUCGGCCACUGCAGCACUGAACGUACUCCUGCUCAACGGCCUCUCACAGGAACACCUGCCACAGCAGGAGCUGGCUAUGCAGGAUGAAGACAGCUCCCUGACAAUCUAUUUAAUUGUUUCACUGGUCUUUGUCUCCCUCCUCUUCCUCACAUCUGUCACAGCCUUUGUUGCUUUCAAGGUGUUCAAGAGAAAGGAUCUUAAAGGAGGGCACAUGCUGUAUGGCACGGGCAACUUGCAGAGCAGUCUUGCUGCUGGGGCUGCUGCUGGGACCCUGCCCCACGCCUAUUGCUAUGAGAUCAACCUUACCACGGGGUCGGGCAACAGCGAGUUCAAGUUCCUGAAGCCCAUCCUCCCCAGCCUGCCACCACAGCACUCUGGCACAGGCAGGGGUGUUGAUGACACAGAGGAUUUCCCUCCCAUCCCGAACUCCAUGGGGGAUGCAGCCCUGGACAUCUCUGGUACACCAUCUGUUGGACACUUUAAUGGCCUUCCCUUUAACUAGGUCUGUGUCUUCACAGUGAAAGGCUUCAUGCCUUGGAGGUGGAAGGAUCUGGCUAAAGAUAUUCAGUCUUGUUUUCUGGAGAUUAAAACUGCAUUUGUAAUUUUCUUUCACAAGGGACCUCUAACACUAAU